AUGACGGACCUCUUACCACUUGAAGAAUCUGAACAAGAUCGUGUGAAGGCAGUUCUUAAUGGCUUCCAAGUUAAUUACAUGAAUCUUCGAGAUGUUGACACAGGUAAAGUACUUUGGCAGCACAAUGAAGAUAUGUCCAAUCCUGAUGUUGAGCAUGAGGCAAGGGUACCGAAGCGCAUCCUGAAGUGCAGAGUAGUCUCCCGAGAGAUGAACUUCAGUUCUGUAGAACCAAUGGAAAAAUUUAGACUGGAACAAAAAGUACUAUUCAAAGGCAGAUGCCUGGAAGAAUGGUUCUUUGAAUUUGGUUAUGUUAUACCUAACUCAACUAAUACCUGGCAAUCUAUUAUUGAGUCUGCACCGGAGUCCCAGAUGAUGCCUGCUAAUGUAUUAAAUGGAAACGUCAUAAUUGAAACAAAGUUCUUCGAUGCUGAUCUGCUGAUAACAACAUCGCGUGUGCGACUUUUUUAUGUU
Brenthis ino (lesser marbled fritillary) is the source of this 471-nucleotide messenger RNA. The record is from the annotation of a GenBank genome assembly. Lineage: Eukaryota; Metazoa; Arthropoda; Insecta; Lepidoptera; Nymphalidae.